Messenger RNA from Sarcophilus harrisii (Tasmanian devil), 16534 nucleotides. RefSeq names its product homeobox containing 1 (gene HMBOX1). NCBI's taxonomy places the organism in Eukaryota, Metazoa, Chordata, Mammalia, Dasyuromorphia, Dasyuridae. The transcript is spliced from 13 exons. The record is from RefSeq and is a predicted model, not a curated record. Gene Ontology annotation, biological process: positive regulation of DNA-templated transcription. Gene Ontology annotation, cellular component: nucleus. Bases 507 to 1805 code for a protein of 432 amino acids. Gene Ontology annotation, molecular function: double-stranded telomeric DNA binding.
GCGGCAGCAGGUGGGAGCGGGGCUGUUGAUAUCAAUAUGGCGGUUGUCAGCCAGACAAAGACAGUCAGUCUGAUGUGAUUGAGACAAGGGAGGUUUUCAGGGGGAGACUGGGAGAUAGGGGCCUCCCCUCCCCCUUCCCCUCCUCCCACGCCGGCCUCCACCCCCUUCCCCAGCCCCCCUCUCGCCCAAGACCCCGUGCGGAAGACACCCCUCCCCCCUACCUCAGCCCUUCUUCUUGGGACGUUGGGGAGGGGGUUGUCCGCGAGGCGGAGAGAGAGAGAACUCAGCCAGGCUCCUGAGCAGAAUGGUAAUUAACGCUGACAGAUUUCAAGAAGCAUUUUGACUUCCCCUCCUCAUGUAAAGUAUGCUCAGUUCCUUUCCAGUGGUGAAAACUUGGGAGAAUUGGGACCUUCUUUGACAUUGACAUUUAAGAAUGGAAUUUAAAUAUGUUUCAGGUAUAUGUGAACUUUUGCAUAUGACAGCAAGAAGAAAGUUUGCUGGAAACCAUGUCUCACUACACAGAUGAACCCAGAUUUACUAUAGAGCAAAUAGACCUCCUUCAGCGCCUUCGACGUACUGGAAUGACCAAACAUGAAAUUCUCCAUGCUUUGGAAACUUUGGAUCGUCUCGAUCAAGAGCAUAAUGACAAAUUUGGGAGAAGGCCCAGCUAUGGAGGUGGUUCCUAUGGAAAUAGUACCAACAAUGUCCCAGCAUCUUCCUCUACAGCUACUGCUUCCACACAGACCCAGCAUUCGGGAAUGUCCCCAUCACCCAGCAACAGUUAUGAUACUUCCCCACAACCUUGUACUACCAAUCAAAAUGGUAGGGAAAGUAAUGAAAGGUUGUCCACUUCAAAUGGAAAGAUGUCUCCUACUCGUUAUCAUGCAAACAGCAUGGGUCAGAGAUCAUACAGUUUUGAAGCCUCAGAAGAGGACCUAGAUGUAGAUGAUAAAGUGGAGGAAUUAAUGAGGCGGGACAGUAGUGUGAUAAAAGAGGAAAUCAAAGCUUUUCUUGCCAAUCGGAGGAUUUCCCAAGCAGUUGUUGCACAGGUAACAGGUAUCAGUCAGAGCCGGAUUUCCCAUUGGCUGUUGCAGCAGGGAUCAGACUUGAGUGAACAGAAGAAAAGGGCAUUUUAUCGAUGGUAUCAGCUUGAGAAGACAAACCCUGGUGCUACUCUAAGUAUGAGACCUGCUCCCAUUCCAGUAGAAGACCCAGAAUGGAGACAGACACCUCCCCCGGUCACUGCAACAUCUGGCACCUUCAGACUAAGGCGUGGUAGCCGAUUUACUUGGAGAAAAGAGUGCCUGGCUGUCAUGGAAAGUUACUUCAAUGAAAAUCAGUAUCCUGAUGAGGCAAAGAGAGAAGAAAUUGCCAAUGCUUGCAAUGCUGUUAUACAGAAGCCAGGCAAAAAACUGUCUGACCUGGAACGAGUUACUUCCCUAAAAGUCUACAAUUGGUUUGCCAACAGAAGGAAGGAGAUCAAGAGAAGAGCCAAUAUCGAAGCAGCAAUCCUGGAGAGUCAUGGGAUAGAUGUACAGAGUCCAGGAGGCCAUUCCAACAGUGAUGAUGUAGAUGGAAAUGACUACUCAGAGCAGGACACUUGGCAAGUACGCAAUGGGGAGGAGGAGGAGGGACGAAGUUCUGAGGGAGGCAGAGAAGCAGAGAAGGAUGACAGCACUAGCCAUAGUGACCACCAAGACCCCAUCUCGCUAGCUGUGGAAAUGGCAGCAGUCAACCAUACCAUAUUGGCCCUGGCCCGGCAAGGAGCCAGUGAGAUCAAGACAGAGGCCCUGGAUGAUGACUGACUGACUGAUAGAGGGAGGGUCGAACUCAAGAAGUUAACUUAGUUUUAGACGUAGCACCUUAGCAGACUUUCCUCGGUCCUUAAUAUGUGUUCUUACAGUAUAACUUUGCAGUUUCUUGUAUGUCAGUUAGCUGUUAGGGUCUUGUUCUGUGAAGAUGGCAUGGUGCCCUCAGCCUUUGCAUAUACUCUCUCAGUAUUAAUUCCCAGUAACUAAUAACCAAUCAAUCAACCAACCAAACUUCCCUCUCCUAGCCCCUGUGGCUCGAAAAUCUUGCUGCUCUGUUCUGUCUUAGCAUUCCAAGAAAGUGCUUCCAGGUAUUUUAGAUAGGCCUUGAUUUUCAAAUAUUAGACUACAUGUAAAAUCUCGGAUAACCUUAGAUAUCAUGUCACACUAGUCUAUCUACCCUUCUUUCCUUCUCUAAGACUGAAAGGAUGCAAACUGAGGUAGUGUGGCACAGGAUUGACAGACACCAUUUGGGAGUAUCCGCAAAGAGUAAAAAGAACACUACAAUCCCCACCUCCGUGUGAGAAUAAUGGAUUUCCAGCUGCAAUAAGCCGUGCCUCAUUAUAGUCACACUGUGGCUAGAUUAUACUUCUCUGGGUGCUGUGCUAAGAAUGUCAAUGGGAAAAUAUAUUCGCAGAUUUUGGUUGAUGUUAACAUGCCCAACACAGACAUCUUCUCCUAUCACAAGCUGUGUGACUUAGUGGAUAAAAUACUGCCUUCUGCCUUUGGGACCAUGUUAAAAGCCCAGCCUGAGAGCAUUGGGGGAAAUGAGCUGACUAUCUAAUGGAGGCUAAGUUUACUUCUUAGAACCACUAUACAUUAUGGGCACAGCUACUAGUGCCUGACCGGAAAAGAUCCAGGAUUCACCAUCAAAGUUGCAUUACCCUUCCCUUGCCACCAAAAAGAAAAAAAAAUUUUAAAAACAAAAGCUCUCAAGGAAUGGAUUAAGGUCACGAGUGAAUGGGCUUAUAACUUUGUCUUUGUAAUUCUUGCCUGCAAUCUACAAAGUAAGAUGAUUUGAUAGAAGACUUUGCUACAACAGUUAUAUGGGGUCUCAUAAAUGCAAAUACUCACUUAAAUAUGAGUAGGAAAAAGGCAGGGGAUCAUUUGCCACUUACAUUGUAGGAGAUAUAAUGGGAUGUGACUGCUUUGGUGUUCUUCUUUACUCUGUCCUUGUAAAGGUAUGAGAAAGUUAUACUGCCACAGGCAAUUUAAUUAAUAAUUGGAAGCCAUAUUGAUAAUGGAUGUGGUAAUAUUUGUAAAGUUUAAUCUACUUUAAGCAGCAGUAACUAAUGGAAUUUUUUUCCUUGAUCACAUAUGUAGCACUUUUGUUACUUUUUAAAGAUAUUUAUAUUUGAUAAAUCCUUUUUUCGUUUUGAGAAUUCAAAAUACCAAACAGUGAACUUGCAUUAUCGAGUCACCCUGCAAUCACCUUGUCAUCUAAUAGUAAAAUGAUGAACUAUCCAUGCAUCGAAGAAAAUUACAUCUGCUGGCAUUGUCUGAAAAUGAUCUCCUGGCGUCCCGAUUAAAUGACAUCGUGUCAUAGCCGGUAAGAGAAAGCAGCAGAGGAUGUGCCUGAAGUAGGCACAAGUGCUGUACAUUUUCUGCCUCAUUCCACCUUUUCUGUCCAUAUACAAUGAAACCUUGUUUAAUGGGGAAUAAGAGACUAGCUGUUAAGCAGGGCUUCUAGAUCUUUUGUUCUUCACAUGAACUAUUUCCAAUAGGGAAUGAAGGUGCCAUUUCUUCUCUUUUUUUCUCUGCCCCUCCCCCUUCUGACACAAAUGUCUUGAACUUCAAACCAUUGCUAGAGAGACAGAACUCCCUUAUUUUCUCCUUCUCUUUUUCCUUUUGAGUGGAGUUCUCGAGCAUCAUCAAGUUUUUAAGAUCCACACUAACCAAAUCAUCUCUUCAUCUGCCAGUCUUGCUAGCUGAGUGUGAGUAAGAGUCAGCACUUUCAGAAGACAUGCAGUUCACAUCUAUCUGUGGUUUUGAAGAGCUCUAUUUCAGGGGGAAAAUUUAUAUAUGCUUUUCACAGAUGUGGACAACAGAAAUAAAGCAAAACUGUUUCCCUCUUUUGAUUUAUAUUACUUGAAAAGACAAAUUUGAGUAGCAUGACUUAUGCUCAGGAAUUAAAUCAUUUGAUCCCACCACCAGUUUUCCUUCCUAGUUUGUAAGUCUCUUUUCAGGGAGAGUUUUUGUUCUCCCCUCUUUUCAUUUUUCACUGAAGAAAUAUAACAAAUUGUAGCUUUUUUAUUUAGGGUAGAAUGUUUUAUAUGCUUAUUCUCCAUUUGAGUCAGAGAGAAAAGGACAGAGAAGACACUCUCUGACAAGCAACAUCUCUGAUUUAUUGUAAGGAGAUUAUGAUAAUUGAUAGCUUCUUUAUGUUGGGGCUGUACUAUCAUUUGUUCUUCCUCUUUCUUUUCAUGGAACAGACUAAAACUGUUAAAGACAGCUGCAGUUUCUAAAGAAAUACACUGGUUGCCAUAGCUUAUCAGAAAGGUUGCAUUGUUUUAAAGAAUGAAGGAGAAAGAAUCCUUCAGAGAAUAAAGGGGAGUUUAGGAUGUCUCAGAAGUGCAACACCAAUUCUCUCUACCUCUGGCAGCAUGCUGGAAUCAAGGAAAAAUUUCCAUUUAGGAUAGAUAACUAACAAAGGUCAUCCUGUGCUCCUGUGGAAGAGUGCUACAAAAGGGGAGGCUCAAACCACAGACUUUUAAAACCCUUGGAGCUGGAAGGAGACCUUAGAAAUUAUUGAGACCAACUCUGAUUUUAUCCAUGAGGACAUAGAUGCCCAGAGAGAAAGAGAGAGAGAGGUGACACCCACAAUCAGGCAGGCAUUAAGUAGAGCCAGGACUUGAAGCCAGUCCUCCAGACUCUAGAACCAAUGUUCUUCUCACCACAUCAUGCUGCCACCUCUCCUUCUUACUGAAAAAAAGGAAGAGGAUGUUAACUAAAGAAACACUGAAACAAAUUAACAAUGCCAGCCUUUCUUAGCUGUCACAUUUCCACCUGAAUUAGAGAUUUCCUUUGUAUCUAGAUUCAUCCUUAAUCUAGAUUCUCUGUUUGCCAUAAAUUUGAAUUCUGCUUUCUUAUCCAAGCUACUGUAGAUAUCUCCAGUGAGGUUCUUAGUUAGAUUUGACUUCUAAUACUCUGGAUUGUGGACUUGGGGGCUGUACUCCUCCCACCUCCCAGGGUUUUGAAAGCCAUCAGAAAUUUUGUUCAGACCUUAAACUUUGUUAUUCCUAAGGGGGUUAUUCAAGCAAUCACAUUGCUUUAAGAUUGUUUGUUUCAGCUCUUUGGGUAGCCAACUUCUUUUCCUUUUCUGGUCUACUGGCCUUUUCUCUCCAAACCACAUACUGUACUUCAGCCCCUACAGGAAGUUUUUAAGGUCUCUGCUCCUUUCUGCUAAUGGAAGAAGCCAAAAAUCCCUGGCUACAAUUUGUUUAUCUGCUCUUCUUUCAAGAAUUGUAGACUCACUGCAGAUGAGUAAGUUUCCGUGUUUUUGGCAACCUGUUGAGAACCUUGUAAAGAUCCUUCCUGACUAAAUUUCUAGCCACCUCUCAAAGGAGCAAUACUAAGCAUACACAUCUGAGACCCCAUGCUUUUAUUUGAAAAACACUUAUACAACCUAGCUUGCUUCAGUAUUACUUAUACCCAGGGAGAACUCCCGAGGAAAGUUUUAGUCUUCCAAUUCUAGAAACUUUCAACAGUUGUUAGAUUUCUUUGUUCUAUGUUGGGAAGAGGCAUGCCAUUUGAGCCACAGGAUCUGGACAAUUUCUAGUUACCUCAUGUCACAAAAUAGAUGCACUAUAGAAAGGUGAAAGGACAUUCUCUGGUAUACUCCCUGAAUGGUGAUAGUGAAAAUGAUCCCAGGUCCAGGUGUCUGGGACAAGGAAUAAGAAGGACCCAGGGCAAGCAGCAAAGGAAUCCCUUUCAACUUGUGUUUCACUUUAGUCCAAUACAGUUUAAUACUUAGAGUGAAAUAUGAAAUCCUCAAUGCAAGGGCAAUCUCACAGUAGUAGGUUUAUUGUGUUGGACUUUUGUGUCCAGCCCUUAAACUCUUCACUCAGCAUUGUGAAUUUGAAUUUAGCAUUAUCUUCCUUGUGGAUGAAAACUGUUUUAUGUAUUGGCUAAAAUAAUAAUAAUCACAGUAAUCUAAAGAUAUCUUUUGGUCCUCAUCUUAAGUACCUAGUGUCUUGAAAAGUCACUCAGGAAUAGCAAGCAUUUCUGAUGCUAUAGAAUUUGAAUGAGGAUUCUUUUUAAAUUUCAAAUGGUCUGUGUUUCAGUGUGGGGUAGUGGAGGUGUUCAUUAGGCUCAAGUAUAGAAAUCUGAUCUGAACAGCAUCAAGAGAUUCAUAUUGACAGGCAAUCUAUCAAUCAAUCAGUAAGCAUUGAUCCAUCUGUAUUGUGCCAAGAUAGCUUGAUGUAUUUUCACCUUGAAGGAAAAACAAAAGAUUUCAGCAAGAUUUUCAGCUUCCAAGUUUUGACAUUUGUCUUUGACAGGUUUUAGCGGCUCCCUCAGCAUACUCCAUCACACUAACCCUGGCAGGCAUUGAUAUGAAGCAGAAUUAGAGUCGGACUCAUAUUAUCCUGUCCCUUUUGUCCUUCCUGCUCCAGCGCUUAGCUCUGCCUCUAGUCCUAAUUGCCCUUUGGCUCUGUCUACCUAUAGACCGGGCCAAUGGGCAGAUACCUGUGCUGGUCCAUUCAUUGUCUGACUAUUCUCUCCUCAUUUUAUUCUCUAGUAUCAUCAUACUCUUUUAAGCCUCAUUCCUCCAACCAGAGAAAUGUCUCUCUUCACAAAUGAUCUUCUCCCCUCCCCCCCCAAAAAAAACCAAACCAUUAACACUGAUUUCCAGGUUCUCUUCUUGUUUGGUUAGAAGAGCUUUUCAUAUUUCACAAACUGCCAUGCCCUUAAACUGCUUUCCUGUUUUUUUCAGAGGACACAUUUAGCUUUCUUUUCACUCCUCUAGAUGUGUCUCUCUGUCUCUUGUCUUUCCCUUUCGCAACAAGUCUCAACAAACUCUUAGGCAAUAAUUUUUACUUGUUGGUUCUGCUUUCCGUGGCAAAGUUGUCCUUGGCAGGUCCUGAUCUUGUAUGUUGUCGUUGGUUGUAUGUCUUGGGCUCUGCAUGUGAACCAGAUACCGUGUCAGAGCAUGGUGGGUUUUGUGUCAUUUGGGAUUAUUUUUGUUUGUAAUUGUUAAUAUUUGACUACUAUCUUCAAUGGGGCUGAAGUAAGACCAGCCAAAUCCAUAUAUAGCUUUACUGAGCCGGAUUUGUUUGUCAGGUUUUCCCAGAAGUUUGAUGCAUUGACCAGCUCCUACUGUGUAGUUUAUGGCAUUUAAAGCAGGGGCCUGGCUGGGAAUUGCACAUGGAAAGCAUUCCUUUUUAUGCUCCUUAAUUGCAAGGUUGUUUACUCAGGAUUUGGGGAUCAGUUGUCCGCCAAAGAGAAUUUGGCAAACUGAGCUGCACGAUCCGAAACCCCUUUCUCAGUUUUUCUAUCGUUUGAUUUACAGUAUCUAGUAAUGCCUGAUUUAUCCCACUUAAAGGUAUUGUGCACUAAUGAGAAUGGAAGGUCUUCCAGAGGAGGCAUCUAUGAAUGGCAAUAAUCCCUCAAUUUGACAGUUGCUUUCAGGUGGGGAGCAUCCUUGUUCAGCCACGAGUCCUUCCUUUUUUAUUAUAAUGUCUUAUGUUUCAUAAACAUACAACAGUCAUUACUCAUCCUUUAGCUCAAUAAGGGAUGACUAACAUUUAAGAAGAAGGAUUUCCUUAGGUUGUUGUUUUUUUUUUUUUUUGUUUUUUUUUUAAAUACAGUUUAUAACUAGAGCAUUAGAGAGGCCUUAUUGAGAUUGUGGAAUAAAAUCAACAAGUACACUUUCAAUGUAUUAACCUCUUGAUUCUUUUUUUUUUUUUUGAGCAAUGAAGAGAAUGAAGUGUGAAGGCUCACGAUCUAAGAAAUCAGCUUCUUGUGAUCUGGCUUGUUUUUUCUCCUUUAUCCUACAAAUAUAGUAAAGUUUCAAGGGAGACUAUACAUGUAUGCAAGUGUUUUAUGCUUUUAAUUUUUCUUAUCCAAAUAUUCAGUAGGCAUAAUAGAAAUGGGACAAAGAUAUGUGUUUGCAGCCCUAUGCAUCUUUUCUCUUCUGUUCUAAGUGCCACUCCAUAUAACUGUGGUCAACUAAGAAGCUAAAUUAAAUAUAAUUUAUUCUCUUAAGCUUCCUUCUUUCUCUAAUAAAAUUUGAGAAACAUUUGUAGAGGGGAAACCCUGUAUUUUUCCCAUCUCCUUUUUAUGACAAGAUCUUUGAUUUAUUUAAAACAACUUGAAAGGUAACUGGAGGCUGAUGCAGUGACCUCCUAUCUAUUUUCUGGUGAUCAUGGUGCCAAUUAGAUGAUAAAAAUGGAUGGAAGAGUGCUGGCCAGAAGUGUAAAAUUAUUUUGAUUGUAUGUGUGUACACGUGUGUGCGUGGAUGUGUGUGUACAUGUAUGCCACCAAGAUUGUUCUUACAUCUUGGAGUACACUCUCCUUUUUUAAAAUUUUCAUUUUCUUGCCCUUUUCAAAAUAAUAGCGGAUGGAUGAUGCCCUAAUUUAUUCUUCAGUUCAUAUUGAUGUGUGAUCAGAAGAAAGUUUGACCAAGUCUUUUCAAACUGUAACCAUGGUAAUUGGUUGGGUAGAAGGAAUACAUAAAAAUACGAUAAUUGUUAUGAAUAACUGGGUGUCCUUUUGACAUGUAAUUAGCUGUUUUAGCAAGAUGUAGAUUGGCAUGGUCAUAAUUAAAAGGAUUUCUGUCCUUUGUGGGACUGAAAAUAGCAGAUUUCUCAUUCCCUACUUCUGUUUUAGUGCCAAUGUUCUCAGGAACACUUAGAAUAGCAAUUCGGUCAACUCAAAUAAUGACAUGGUAUGCAUGUUACUCUUUGUUUAAAAGAGGAGGAUUUCAUUUUCAUUUUCCUUCAGCCAAAAUGAGUAUCUUUGCUUUAUAAUUCCCGAUUCACCUCUUAGGAUUAUUUGCAAAUUAUUCGUUUUUUAAUUUCAACUCUAGUCACUUCAUAAUUGUUUGUUAAUUAUAUAUCAUAACUAUAUAUACAUAUAUAUAUAUAUUAAUUAUAACUUGAAUAAGCAGAAUCCAUAGCCGGACCCCUAGAUAAAUCACUAGUAGGCAGCCACAGCCACACAUAAGACCUUACCAGUUACUUUUUGCUGGGGCCUUAUGUUUAUUUGGCAUAAAGUAGUUUCCAUCUUGAUAAAAAUCCCAGUUUCAGAACUUCUAAAUUAUGCUCCAAGGCCAGCUAAUUUUAUAUUUGUCAUCAUCAAAUAUUAUUUAUUAACAAUUGACUCAUUCAUUAAAUAAAAUAUCUCUUCUAAGAGACGUAAAUCACAUAUACAACUUAAGUCAUGUAGAGCCACUCUACAGAUUUUAAUGUAAGUUACAUAAAAAUGUUUUAUUAGUUAGCAUACAGAAGGAAUACAAUUUGUUUCUCUUUUUGAAUAGAAUAAAUUUCUGAUGUCUAAUUGUGGGUCCUUAACUUUUUAUAUUUGAAUCUUCCUUUCCUACAGAAGAAAUUUUCAACCUUCUUUUUCUAUUUCAGGAUACCACUUCUUUUCUUUUCUUAAAAGUAUUACCUGGAAUUAAUGUAUCACAACCUUUGAAAGCCACAGUGUUCACCAUACUUUUUGCUAAAUCUUAGAUUAGAAUCAGGGGUAAUGGCCUUGUGCUAGGAAAGGUACAAAAAUAACCUCUGAGCCAUCCCUUGUCCAUCAGAUUUUCAUUAAAGUAUCUUUUGACACUAUUAGUAAAGUAUCCUCUCCCAAAUAAUUGGUUUCUCUAUUCUUAUAGUAUUGGUUUGCCAGUUGCUUUAAAAUGCCUUUAUCCGAUGAAGUUUAGCACCCCUUGAUGAUGCCAGAAUCUACCAGAAACCUCUAUCUCUGACAAGACCGAACAGCCAUGGGCAAAAGAGUGAAGCUAGACCCUUCUCUGCCAGUCUCAGAUAUCUAGUCUGUACAUGUUCUCUUUACACCUCCUCCAAAACCCACUUUGAAAUCCUAUCCUUUUCCUGAAAUAGAAAUGUUGGCUAAUAACUUACAGAGUAUUGUCCUCCCAAGGAUCUUUGCAUUUUGGCUUUGCUCUAAGGCUUGAAGGAAUAAACUUCUACCUCGAGAGGAUUUGGGUGAUGACAAGGUACUGAUGAGGGGCCAGUUUAAGGGUCUUCUCUAUGCCUCCAAGGUCCCAUUUAAUUUUCAUAAAGGCUUAUAUUCAAUCUUUGUUUAGAAAGUGACUGGUUGAUUCCAAUAUAUUUUUUAUGAUUUUAUUGAGUAGAUAAGACCUUAUAUACUUUACCUCUGAUGGCCAAACAGUUACUGUGCCAGCUCUUAGAGAAAAUAAAACAUCCUCAGCUAUGAUGGAUCUUGUUGCUUCCUCUUUAACAAACUUUUCUUUCUCAUUACAUUAGAGAGGAAAUAUUCUCAUUUAGCCUAAAAAUCUCUGGAUGAAAUUCUAAUUUAUGGGAAUAUUGAGGUUUAAAGUAAAAUUAUAUGGAGGCUGUUAUUCAUUUGCUUGUUCAGCCUAACCAUAUUCUUAGAACACUAAUCAGAUAUAAUAGUUUGGAUGGGUCAGACUAUACAUUCCCUUAGAGGCUUCUUACAUGAAGCUCCCAUAUUUUAAAGAGUUGGAUAGCAUCUGUUUUGAGACAUAUCUAUAAUCUUUGGGGCUUUUGUUUUAUUUUUUUCCAAAGAAACAUGAGGAACUUGUGCUCAGAAUCGUUCAUCUCUUUCUGACAUUUGGAGUCAGCAUGGUUUUAUGACCACUAAGAGGAGGCAUUGUUUUCUAGUUUUUCCCAGAUUUGGAGAGAGAAGCAAGUAUUUAAGUAUCUCCAUUAGCAUUUAGAGCAUGUCAAAAGAUUAGGUUUUCUGAAAUCUGAACCAAGGAGAAUAAUUCUAUGAUUUGUGAGACAACCCUGAUUAUCUCUUUAGUGUUCAAAGGAAAUAGAAUUGGUACUACAGUUAAAACCUUCCAAUGUGAUCUGAUACUCUAGUGAUUAUAAGUAAAGAUGUGCUUAAUUAAAGGAAUGUAACACACAAGAAAGGACUUGAGCUGGAAAUGAGUUACUUCUUCAUUCCUCUAUUUUAAUGUUCUUAAGAUUUUCCAUAUGCCACAUUAGUGAUAUCUAAAUCUUUGCCACAUAUUCCUGUUGACAUUCCUUUCCCCACUCCCCAAGAUAUCAGAAUUAGGGCAAAAACUGGCAUUAUAUCCCAAGAAGAUUUUUUUUAAAAUAUAAAAUCAUGAAGAAUGAACAGAUCAACAUUCUUUGUAGCAACUGGCUUCCAUUGACAUUCUAAUGAUUUUUAGUCCCAAACAUAAAAUUUUGAUUCUUGGUUCUUCCUAGUUAGAGCUAGUAAGUAAAAUUAUUUAUUCCUUUCUCACUAAAAGUUUCCUUAAACUUGCUUACCUUUUAUUUGUAUUAUAUGUACCCUUGUUUGUAUUACACAUACCUUUUUAUUCUCAUUCUUGUAGGUUAGUGAGUAAAAAGUCACAGUAAAGUAAUUCUUGCUCAACAUAAUAAUAAAAAAAAAACUAUUGAACAAUUAGAGCAAUAUUAGAAUGAGAUGACUUAGAAGUGUCAUUUGACAUGUUCAGGUGUGACUUGAUCAUCUAUCAGGGAAGUUUUAGAAGGAUUUACAUACUAGUUCAAAGGUUGUACUAAUUUACCUCUAAGUCUUAAUUAUGAAUUAUCUAAUUUUGUGAUGGUACAUGAAUAUUUCUUGCCAUCUCCCUUCUCCCUGAUGGAUUUCCUUCCCUCUCAGGAACAUAAGUACUUAGUUUUUAGCUAGCUAGUUUGUGAUCCUUUUAACUGUCUUUCUCUCCAAGUCAGUUAAAUCUUAAUUCCUUUUUUGAAUUCCAAGAAAUUGAAUACCCUUUGAGGAGCUUUUGCGUUGACUGAUGGAAACCGUCAACUAACUGUUUGCAGUGUUGGGAAUAGUUCCUGACUGGAUCCAGUGCUAAGUAGAGGGACAGGUGUAGAGAUGUCCCAAAACACUUAAUAGAUCAUUCUUACCAUUAGUGGUAUUUGGACAGUUUUCUCACUAAAAAACCCAAACUACAAAUAAUGAAAAUAAAUCCUCUUUCAUUUUCUACAUAGAGCCCCAUUCCUUGAACAGUCUAAGGUAGCAAGGAAUUUCAAGAGAGAGAAAUUCUCUCCUUUCUUCCAUUUACACACCUUCAUCAAGAAGUUACAAAUGGAUUCCAUAAAAAGACAUUUAAAAGAGAUGACAACCCCAGCCCAUUUAAUUUUUUGCUUUAUAACUGCUUCAAUUCCCAAUCAGCUCUCUCCAGGUCAUAUCAUAAAUUGUAGUGAUCUUGUGACUUCCUUGAAUCACUAAAACACUUUACUUUUUCUUUGAGGAUCUAGAGCCCACUAGGAACUAGGGAGGGCCAUUUUUCCACUUUAUCAUCACUUAUGCUAUUAGCCCGAACAACAAGACUAGACCAAUGCUUUAUUCAUGUAAACAAUAGCUGUUUGACAUUACAUUGAACUUUUUUGUUCAUAUACCAGAUUAAGUGGGGAUGGGAGGAGAACGUGUGUGUGUGUGUGUGUGUGUGUGUGUGUGUGCGCGCACGUGCAUGUGCGCGCACAAGAAAGAGAUAGACAGCAUACUGCUUUUUGUACUUCCAAAUAAGCAGCACCAUUUGGUCAGGAAACCUGGAUUUUAGUGUGCUAGUAUCAGCAAACUCAUGUAUUGCUUCUUUGUGCUACUAGUAAUGCACAUUAGUGUACCAAAAAUAAUUUUCUUUCAGGAGAGUUGUAUUUUCAAAAUGUGGGAACUUUCUCAUGACUUUACUUCAGCACCAUAUUUACUUUUACUGGAUUGCAUGAAAGGUCAUUUUCUUUGCUAAUGAUGCCCCAUGUUAUCCCAUUUUACACCCCUGAUUCUCAUGAAUGAUUCUUCUAGUGUUCCAGAUUGGAUCGUUCCUAAUUCCACUCUUGAGCCCAUCCUGCUUCUUAAUGCAGUUCCCAUUAUGGCUAGAAGUAAGCUACCUAAAAAAAGACCCAGUGAGAAUCAUCAAUUAUGAAAGAGUUCUGGACCUAUCACCUGAGUCAAUAGAGUAUUUUUCUCUUCUGGGUCUCUGAGGCAUGCAAGAAAGCCAUUGGAGUUGGAAAUAUGCCUUCAUUGAAAGAUGCCAAGGACAUCAUAGUUGUCUCCCCUGGAAGAGCCCAUAGCCUUGUCUAAUUCCCCAUGGGCUCCCUGUCCUUUCCAUGAUCAUAACCAAGAUCAGUGUUCAGUACCUUUAAAGGAUAUAUUUUUUAUUUGUUGUUGGGUUUUUUUUUAAGUGCCUAAGCAAGUGACAUAACUCUGGAGCCCACCAGAGAAUCAGGCCUGACUCUCCCCUCUCCCCCUUGGCCCUUUCUCCUUCCCUGGCCCAUGCACAGCCCUCCUGGGCAGGUGGAGGGAAAGUACCUCUCCACCCAAUGUCACUGGCGUUCUGCGGGCAGAACAACUUCAAGGUCUAGCCAGCAGGAGAAAAAACUUCAUUGCUUCUUGAUGCUGGCUUUGUUUGUCGUUGUUUGGCUGUUUCUUUCAUUCAUGUGGUCAUGGUCUUGAUUCAUUGAGAACUUUUAAGGAGUCUUGUAUUGCUCAUUUAAAUCCCAAUAGCCCUCCAAUCAGGUAGAUUCAUACCGUCUCCAGAGCAGAGUGGAGUCUCUAUCUUUUGACAGCAGUCAGAACAGCGCUAAUCUAAGAGGAUAAAUUUCCAUGUAACUGUGAUGAUUAAACAUGAUUCAUUUAUAAUUGUUAGCUACUAGAAUCUUCACUGUCUUGUUUCAUCCUCUCUAUCUAGAUUUGAAGAAGAGAGUCAGAGUUUGGCUCCAUGUAAGAAAAAACUUGCCAACAACUGGAGUUAUCCAAAAGUAGGAUAAGCUAGCUCAGGAGGUAAUGAGUCCUCAAAGCUGAGUCUAGACAACCAUUUGGUGGGAAUAUUGUAGAGGGGAUUCCUGUUCAGGUACUGGUUGGGCUGAGUGCUCUUGGAGGUUCUUCCAGUGUCAAGGUUCUAUGGAUCGUGGUCCUCAAAAUACAGCCAUUGGCAGGGUCUUCACAUCAAAAUCACAUCUUCAAAAGGUGUGUGUAAAGUGUCUAAAAAGAUAUUUUAAAUUUGAUUUAAGUAAAGGGGCCUUUAUCACAUGGUGAACAUGACAGGUAUUUUUUGUGAUUGCACUUGAUUCAAAUCCUUUAAAAAUUUGUGUUUGUUUUUUAAAGCAAUGACUGUUGUCCAGGCACCAAUUUUCAUUACUUAGCAUUUCUGCUUUGACAGUGCGAUCACUUACAAACAUAGGACACCACCAAGUUGAUAAAUAAAGGCAAUAUGGCAGGGGGAAUUUCUGCUUUGGAUGGAAGGUCACCUGGCAGGCUGCUAAAGAAAUGAUGAAAGAGGAGAAAUAGCAUUGUGAUAAGAAAGACAAGGCCAUCCUUGGGCCCCUGAAGCCAGCCAGGAUGACUUGUCAGGGCCUUGUCGUCCGGUCUCCAGGUGCUAUUCUUAUCGGUUUUACUAAGUGGCUUGUCAGUUGUAACUGACGGUUGUAACUGACAAGACCUGGACAUUAGUGGGAAUGUGGGGAAUAAGGGAGAAAUGACAAGGAAAUGCCAUUAGAAGAAGGAAAAUCACUUAACUGGACUUGGACACUCCGUAAAGAGCAGAGGGGGAAGGGAAUUUUCGUUGCAGAAAGAUGUGCGGCUUUGUUUUAAUGUCUCAUAGUAGGGGUAGGAACUAGCUGGCACAGCAAAUUAGAAAAUGGAAAGCCAAUGUAAUGAUUGUAAUCAGAUGAGACACCGUAGGCCCAAUGACUGAGGAUCGAUUGCCUGAAAGUAUUUUGCAUUCACCAAAACAGUCUAGGAUGACCUGUGUUGGGUCAUUGCCAGAAGGGUCGAGGGGGAAAAAAUUCCCUCCUUCCCCCUGCCUUGGCCAUUUGUGUGUUUUCUGUCUUUGUGUUUCCAUUUGGGAGUCUCCUAGUCUUUGUUCUCCAUAUCUUGUACACCAUGUGUCCCUGAGGGCAAAUCACACCUGUGUCUGAGUCUGCUGUAAGGUGUUCAGUCUACCUCAAGGGGUCAACAUGGUAUGCUCUAGUCCACACAUACAAUCCUUUUUACAUUACCACACACACUGGAAUGUAUAUCUUCCCUACCCUGGUAUCUCCCCCUUUCCCUUAAAUAACCUCUUGACCUGAUCUUUCCUAUAACCACCACAAACUCCUAUUGCAAAUUGGAUGCUGCUUUAAAUGUGAAAACAAUUGUUCAAAAGCUAUAAAACCUGAAUGAAAGCUAAAGCUGAAUUUAUAAGCCUUGUUGCAUAUGAGCCAAAAGUGCAAAAAGCUCUAUAUAAUGAACUAACCUGCCACUCAUAUAAAUAUAAAUAUAUAUAAAUAUAUUAAAAUCAGACUGUUCUACAAAAUUGUGUAUUUGUAUUUUUGUGUACGUACAAUUUUCUGCUAAGCAGAAGGAGGAUGUAGUAUAGGAUGAUGUGAGAAGAGAUUUGGUUUAAUCAUAUUUCUUUGUUACUUAUUUUUGUUAACAUCCAGAUGCCUGUCUUCGUCUUCUAUGUGUAUGACACUGUUUUGAAAGCUGCAGUAUCUCUCCUCCUUAGGGCCAGAGGCCUUUACAGAAUGAAACUUGGGGUUUAGAGAGUUACUGAGGUCACAAAAACGAAGUCAGUGGCCCCCUUUGACCAAGCUCAGUUUCUGGAAGGUCCAUUUGUUGAACAAAAGUUGCUUAUGUAAUGUAUAAUUCCUCAUUGCAGAACUAGAAUGAGGACCCAACCAACUAGUCCCAGCCGCUUUGUGAUUGGCUAUGGACAAACUUGACCUAGAAUAAGCAGCACCUCAAAACGCCUCUGAAGCAGGAGUCUGUCAUACCGACCCCAAGAGAACAAAAGGGUCAUGAGCCUUUGCAACUCAUGUGGGCUGGGGCACCCGCCAGGCACGGGAGAUAGGACAUCACCCAUGCUCUGGAUCGGCAGCAGCAGGUCAGCCGCCAAAAGAAGGUGCCCCAGGCCCCUUGCUUGGGCACCCUGGUCUGCUAAGGGACCACAGUUUUCUUUGCAGAAUUUCACUUCCUUUUCCUAUCUGGAUACCAAAAAGACAACUCAGGCUGAGCAGGUGAUAUUAGUCAUCCUAAAAAACCGUGCUGCAAAUCUCUUGAAAUCUGGGGAGUAGAGAAAGGCACCAAAAGUUUCCCACACUAAAGUACAUGAGGUAGUUGAAAUGGCAGGAAGAACUACCAGAGAAAUCCAAAAGUCCAGGUUCAGAGCAAAGGCAGAUGCCACCAAAAGCCCCUCCCAGCCUUCAUUUGAAAGCAUGAAAGUGUCCUGCCACUCUGGGCCCGGAUACUCCCACCCCAGAGAAAAGGGGCCAGGCUAAUAAUCCCACUCCUCAAUUCCAUCCACACCAAAAAACUCCCCAGUGACCCCUGUAAGCGUUAAUCUGCUCUAGGGAGAGUGAUACUGCACCUUCACCUGUAGGACUCAUAUUUAUAACAAUGUGUAAUGACUGUAGCAAAAGCCCUUGUUUCUAGAUGUGAAUGAACAAGGAAACAAGUGCUCUAUUGUAUUGAUUAAAAUAGUUCCAAUGAGUCCUGUAUCAUUGUAUCUCCUAUUCUGGAUUAGUGCCUUUUGGACAGUAGACUGUUCUGUAAUUAAAAUGUAGUAUAUACUGCUUUUUUGUACAGUUUUGUUUUAAUAAAACUUUUUUUUAAUUUGU